Prorocentrum cordatum is the source of this 1614-nucleotide messenger RNA. Lineage: Eukaryota; Dinophyceae; Prorocentrales; Prorocentraceae. The record is from the annotation of a GenBank genome assembly.
GAGCGCGCCGCCCUGCAUGCCUCCAAGUUCGACAAGGAGUUCGUGGUGGACCUCGGCAUGUCUGAUGUCCUCAAGGAGAAGAAAUCGGUCGGCGUCGUGCUGAACCUGGACACUGAUUUCGAGCCCGUGUCUGUCAAGAAGGUCAAAAAGACGGGCAUCCUCGAAGCUUGGAACAGGCUGCAUCCAGACAAGGCCGUCAUGGUCGGCGACGAAAUCAUGAAGGUGAAUGAUAUAAUGUGGCACCGUAAUGCAGGAACGUUCGCGAACCGCAUCAAGGGCCAGUUUUUGGCAUCCAGGGCCCAGUUGCCUGGCGCAAGGAACGUCCUGACUUUAACUAUCCAGCGCCCCAGGAAGAAUAAGGCCAUUGGAUGGAAGUUGAAUGUGACGGUGGACUGGAUACCAAUCUCCAUCGAGAAAAUGCGCAACACUGGUCUUGUGGCCAGGUGCAACAAGGUACACCCCGACGCGAAGAUACUCGCCGGCGACGAGAUCCUCCAGGUGAACCACAUCGGUUGGCAUCACAAUUCUAAGAUCUUUGAAGAUCGCCUCGAGGCACAGUUCACAGCUGCGCGAAAGUCGGAGCUCGCUGGGACUCCCGGCUAUGAAAAUGUCCUCAAGCUCAGCAUCCGGAGGCCGAGGUCGGUGAAUGACACGCCGGAGGAACAGGUGUACACGAAGCAGUACUCCGUCCAGCUCGCUCUGACACACGCUUGUCCGUUGGGCUGGCACCUCAACAAAAGCAGUGACGCGGAACCAAUCGUCGUCGAACAAACCGGACGGGCUAUCCUUCUGGAUGCUUACAACAAAGCACAUCCUAAUGCCAUGGUGCGUGUCGGCGAUACCAUCCUGAAGUUGAAUGACGUCCUGUGGCAUGGCAAUACCAAGAAGUUCGCCGACCGCAUCGACAAGGAAUUGAACAUCUCGCGCCCUUACAGGGCCCAGAUGCCUGGCAACAAAGCAUUCCAUCUUGUCAUGCAAAGGCGUCUGGUCCAGCCGAUCAUGAAAGAGUGGACCGUCACGCUGCCCGCUGGCGAGGGACAGAUUUUGUGUUGGCAGCUGAGUCACAGCGAGGAGGAGUUUCCACUUACUGUCUCUAAGGCCCGCAGCAACGGCGUGGUGUGCGAGCACAACCAGGCGCACCCAGACUCUAAGAUCUUGCCUGGAGACGUUAUUGUCAAGGUGAACAGUGUCCUGUGGCGGGAGGACAAGGGCUGGCCAUUCUCUAAUGAAUUCUACAUUCGGCUGCCGGUAGUGAACGGUCAGAUGAUGGGCUGGCACCUUAGCUCGGACGACGAGACGGCCCCAAUUACGGUCGAAAAGAUUAGAAAUGUGGGUGUGGUGCACGACUGGAACAAGCAGAAUCCGUUUACCGACAUCCAGGUCGGCGAUCACAUUGCCAAGGUGAACAGCGUUCUCUGGCACGGCAAUGCCGAGCAGUUCUUGGAGCGCGUAAACCUUCAGCUGGAGGCUGCUCGCAAGGAAAAGGGAAAGCCGUUCGUGACGGUUCUCGUGCAGAGGCCUUGGCGCGUCACAACAACGUUGCCGGAAAACGCGGGCGCCGGCAAGGAUGUUGUCGGCGGCGGCGACGACGCCGAGACGGGCAUCGUCGAAUGA